Molecule: messenger RNA, 579 nt
Organism: Dovyalis caffra
Lineage: Eukaryota; Viridiplantae; Streptophyta; Magnoliopsida; Malpighiales; Salicaceae
Source: the annotation of a GenBank genome assembly
AUGGCUAGUAUAAUGAAACUAUAUUUACUUAUACUUCUUCUAUUAGUUGUUUCAAAACUGAAACAUGAUGUUGAUGGAAAAUCAGAAGUGCCUUGCUUUUUCAUUUUUGGAGAUUCAAUGGUUGAUAGUGGCAACAACAACUAUCUUAAGACAAAGGCCAAAGUGAACUAUCAACCAUAUGGGAUUGACUUUCCUGAUGGUCCAACGGGAAGGUUUAGCAAUGGUCGAACUGUGGCUGAUGUGCUUGGUGACCUUUUGGGUUUCAAAAGUUUCAUUAAAUCUUUUCCAACGGCAAACGGUUCGCAAAUACUCAAAGGCGUCAACUAUGCAUCUGGCUAUGCUGGAAUUCGAAAUGAAACGGGAAAACAUAUGCAUUACAAUACAAGUCACCAUUAUACCCCAAAACAAUAUGCUGACGUUCUUGUUGAAGAAUAUGCUCAACACAUGAAGAAUAAUGGAUGUUGUGGUUUUCUGAUCUCAAGGAAUUUGGCAUUGUUCUGGGAUUCCUUUCAUCCGUCUGAAUUUUUGAACUUAAUCAUUGGAAUGAUCGCAUACGGUGUUUUGAAGACGAUAUUAUAA